This is a messenger RNA of Ochotona princeps (American pika), 1080 nucleotides long. Its product is annotated as cytochrome P450 3A6-like. The record is from RefSeq and is a predicted model, not a curated record. Gene Ontology annotation, biological process: oxidative demethylation; steroid metabolic process. The annotation marks the transcript as partial. Gene Ontology annotation, molecular function: iron ion binding; heme binding; oxidoreductase activity, acting on paired donors, with incorporation or reduction of molecular oxygen, reduced flavin or flavoprotein as one donor, and incorporation of one atom of oxygen. The transcript has 12 exons. Lineage: Eukaryota; Metazoa; Chordata; Mammalia; Lagomorpha; Ochotonidae.
CUAUUGUUUGUAUAUGGGACCUCUACACAUGGCCUUUUUAAGAAGGUGGACAUUCCUUGGCCAACACCUCUGCCUUUCCUGGGAACUAUCAUGGGUUAUCGUAAAGGCAUGUGGCAUUUUGACAUGAAAUGUUAUAGAAACUAUGGAAAUAUGUGGGGAUUGUUUGAUGGUCAGCAGCCUGUGCUGGUCAUCACUGAUCAAGACAUGAUAAAAACAGUGCUGGUGAAAUAAUGCUAUUCUGUCUUCACAAACCGGUGGUCUUUUGGACCAAUGGGAUUUAUGAAAACCACCAUCGCCAAUUGUAAGGAUGAAGACUGGAAUAGACUUAGAGCACUGCUAUCUCCAGCCUUCACUAGUGGAAAACUCAGAGAGAUGUUACCCAUCAUUUCCCAUUAUGGAGAUGUGCUGGUGAAAAACCUGAGUCAGGAAGCAGAGAAAGGCAAGCCUGUCAACUUGAAAAGAAUUAUUGGGGCCUACAGCAUGGAUGUGAUCACUGCCACAUCAUUUGGAGUGGACUUUGAUUCCCUUGAAAACCCACAGGAUCCCUUCUUGAAAAAUGUCAGGAAGCUAUUCAAUCUUAAUCUCUUUAGUCCUUUUCUUUUCCCAAUAACACUCUUUCCUUUCCUCACCCCAAUAUAUGAAGCUUUGAAUAUCACAAUGUACCCCAGAGAUGUUGUAGAUAUUUUGAAAACAUCUGUUGAAAAGAUUAAAGAGGAUCGUCUCAAAGACAAGAAAAAGCACCGAGUAUAUUUUCUGCAACUGAUGAUUAACUCCCAGAAUUCCAAAGAAAUUGAUUCCUACAAAGCUCCGACUGCUACAGAACUUGUAGCUCAGUCAAUCACCUUUCUUUUUGCUGGCUAUGAAACCACUACCAAUAUGCUUUCUUUGACUAUGUAUUUAUUGGCCACUCACCCUGAUGUUCAGCAGGAACUUCAGCAGCAAGUUGAUUCAGCUUUUGCCAAUAAGGCCCCUAUCACGUAUGGUGCUGUCGUGCAGAUAGAGUAUCUGGACAUGGUUGUGAAUGAAGCUCUCAGAUUAUACUCAAUUGGUUGCAGAUUUGGGAAAGUCUGUAAGAAAUAA